Molecule: messenger RNA, 870 nt
Organism: Torulaspora globosa
Lineage: Eukaryota; Fungi; Ascomycota; Saccharomycetes; Saccharomycetales; Saccharomycetaceae
Exons: 1
Coding region: 1-870 (289 amino acids)
Biological process (GO): sterol biosynthetic process
Cellular component (GO): endoplasmic reticulum
Source: RefSeq, a predicted model, not a curated record
AUGGCAAAGAAGUCGCACGGAGCUGCGAAUGGUGGAAGGAAGCUGGGAGGGCUAUCACGUUCGAGGUCUGACAUUGGUGCCAAGAGCACUGAAUCCAUAAGCAACUUAACGAGGCCGCAGUUGUAUUCUCUUUACGAUGAAGACAUCACUAAAAGUGAAGAUACACAAGUCUACGAAGAGAUAAAGCGCUCGAGGGGAGAAAGCCAGGACGACUCAGGCUUGUCACUGGAGCCAGGUUUGGGAUUCUCUGCAGGUCCAGCGACAAGCGUGAGUUUAGAACCGAGAGUCAAGAAACAAUGGUGGACGAAAAUGGUGAAUUUUGUGUUUGCAAUGUUGCUGUUGUCCAUCGCGGGCAUUUCGUACCACGAACUGUCGAGACACUUGCACGACAACCAUCUUCUGCAUCCUGAUUUUGCAUCAAGACCGCUGUCUCUCGGGGUAGAGAUCUCCAACGCUUUGACCGGAGGCCGAAUCCCAGAGUGGGGAGCAUACGCGUUGGAGGGAAUUCUUUUUGGGCUGGCGAUCCCGUUGAUGGACUACAUUUUCAAGACCGGACCCUCGCACAACUCGAUCGGAUCGAUCAUCAGGAGCGUCAACGCCAUGCUUGGGGUCACUUUCGGGAUCAGAAAGGUCGAGUGGUCUUCCUCGCUGCAAGCCGCAGGCGCCUGGGGUCUUCUGAACAUCAUACUGUGGCUGCUGUUUGACAGCACAAAGUCCAUGUUCAUCGGCUGCUCAUCGCUUGGGCUAUUGGCAUGUGUCUCCUGCUACGGAGAUGUGAGCGACAAAUCGCAGUUCUUGUACUUUAUGGAUUUCUAUUUCCUGGGCCUUCUGCUGUUCGGAAAGUUAGGUAGAUACCUCUUCUCCCAAUGA